AGGACAUAGUAGUUAUGAUGAAAGCGCUUACUUACCGAAGCAAAAUUUGAAAUACAGUCAGAUACUCUCUCUUUUUUCCCCUCCAACGUCUGCCCAUUUCCUUCCACUUUCAGUAUGAGCGGAAGUUUGUUCUGCUGAGCUUUGAAGACUACAGAACCCAUCUCAAGUCUGCCUUUGACUUCUACUCUGUAUGGAGGACGCAUCAAACACAUCUGAAAGCGUCGGGGACAUGUUUGCACGGAUUUAAAUGUGUCGCGUUUGGUCGGGGUAGUUUGACAGAUAAGUACUGGACGACGCGCACACAGGAAUCCGCUUCUUGGCCGCAAACAGGAGGAAAGCAGGAGGCUUAUAGUGAAAGUCAGCGAGAGGAGACUGUGGACGCACAGAUGGUGUUUCCGUGGGACGCCAAAUACGACCCUGCCCCCGGUCGCCGCUAUACUCCCCCCUCUACCACCCUCGCCUCGGGGGGGAAGAUGGCCGAGGCCCUGCCUCUCGGAGCCCAGGAGGCCGGUGGUGGAGCUGCUAUGGUGGGAAAAUUGCGAAUUGCAGACCACGGCAUGGUGGAGGUGAUGCCAGAUCAUCCAGGAGAGCUGGUGAAGACAGACAGUCCCAAUUUUCUGUGCUCUGUGUUGCCUACUCACUGGAGGUGUAAUAAGACUCUGCCCAUUGCUUUUAAGGUGGUUGCCCUGGGCGACAUUCCAGAUGGCACCUUGGUUACAGUGAUGGCAGGAAAUGAUGAGAAUUACUCAGCAGAGCUUCGCAAUGCGACAGCUGCAAUCAAGAACCAAGUGGCCAGAUUCAACGACCUCCGCUUUGUGGGCCGCAGCGGUAGAGGGAAAAGUUUCACACUGACCAUCACAGUAUUCACCAACCCUCCACAGGUGGCCACAUACCAAAGAGCCAUUAAAAUCACAGUGGAUGGUCCCAGAGAGCCGCGGCGUCAUCGUCAGAAGAUGGACGAAGUCAAACCAGGCUCCCUGGCUUUCUCUGAGAGGCUAACAGAACUGGAACAGCUGAGAAGGAGCUCCAUGAGGGUGACACCUCCUCAUCACCAUCAUCAAUCGUCAGCCAACAGUCGCCAACCUCCAACUCUCAACUCUGCCGCUUUCUCCAGCCCCACGCACACUCAGAUAACUCCUGAUUCCAGACAGAUGCAGUCAUCACCAUCAUGGUCUUACGAUCAAUCGUAUCCUUAUCUUGGCCAGAUAACUACACCCACUGUUCCCACGGCUAAUUCUCUAUCACCUGGUCGUUCUUCUCUCAGUGACCUGUCCUCUCGACUAACAGGCUCUGAGCUCACUGCCUUUGGUGACCCAAGGAUGACCUUAGAACGGCCUUUCAGUUCCCUGCCCUCCUUGCCUGACUCACGUUUUUCUGAUCCCCGGGUGCACUAUCCUCCCACUGCAGCUGCCUUUACCUACACCCCAUCCCACAAUCCAGUCUCCAAUGGUGCACUCGGUAUCACAAUGGCAACAGCCAUGGCCACCACCCCUGCAGGGAGGUACCACACCUACCUGCCUCCACCCUAUCCUGCAAAUGCACCCCAAGCUCAGAACGGGCCCUUCCAGUCCACCUCCUCACCAUAUCUCUACUACUCCACUGCCGCUGGCUCCUACCAGUUCUCCAUGAUGACAAGCGGAGCAGGCAGCAGUGAUUCACGCUCACCACCAAGGAUCUUGCCACCAUGCACCAAUGCCUCCACAGGUUCUUCCCUCCUGCACCCCUCUUUACCCAGUCAGAACGAAGGGGUGGGUGCGGAGGUGGAGUCCAGUCACAGUAGCUCACCAACAAACAUGGCUCCUGCUGAAGCUGUCUGGAGACCCUACUAAACGAGCAAUGGCAGAAGUGAAGGGUGCACCCACCCACUUUGUCAUGUGAUGCACACACUGGCAAGGGUGGAACAAAUAAAAUGAAACGGUAACAUCCGGUGGGUCUGCCUACUAAUUAGCAAGCAAUAUUGAGUUUUAAGUUAAGCUGCAUGUUAAGACCAGUUUAUGUUAGAACUGGCUAAUGUCGGUACCAAACAUCACACAACUAGGAGCCAGAAGAGUACAGCCAGUAGGAAAUACUGUCACAUCAGGGUCUAUCAAGAUAGGAUUGCUCUCUGUAGAGGAGAAACAACAAACUGAAGACACUGUGCUCGAGCAGGACUGGACUGAUCUCAGCCAAGCAUCCUUUGUUCAGUACCAGGACUUAUUCGUCAUAAUGUGGUUGAUGAUGUGAAUAUAUUAUUUGCUCCUGACAAAUGUUGUGAUGAACUGUUUGUGUUUACUGUAUCAGCAUUCUUUCUCCCUUUUUUCUUUCUCAACUAAAGUUCAAGAAAUAUCAUUUUAGACAUGAAAUAGUUCAAAGUUUUCCAUUGUUUCCAUUUCCAAAGUUCACUGUAUUCCAUUAGCUGUGUUCAUCCAAGAUGGUCUUCUCUGUUCUCCAAAUCCACCACCAUUUAAUUUUGAACCAACAAACCAUAGCACCAAAGAUUGCACCAUUGUAAAAGCAUUGAAUUUGUUCUCAUGACACCUUUUUAGAGUUUAUUUCAUAUUUGUUCCUGUCUGUGUGCAUAUGUGUGUUUGGGUGAGAGUCCAUGUAAUUGUGUGUCUGUGUGUCAAAUUUUCCAGUAAUCCACUACUGAUUUGUACCAUAUAUAGCAAUGACUGUAUAUGACACCCUAAGAUUGUUUUCAUCACCCCUUCCUCUCUCUCAUUGUCUCUCUCAAAUAGACACACAGACUCAGAGAGACAUACAAAGACACACACACACACACUUACGUCAUAGUUUGCUAUAACACUGUUGUGUAUAUUUCAAUUAGACUGAUGUAAAUAUAAAGAAAACACAACUGU
Molecule: messenger RNA, 2837 nt
Organism: Maylandia zebra (zebra mbuna)
Lineage: Eukaryota; Metazoa; Chordata; Actinopteri; Cichliformes; Cichlidae
Gene: runx1
Product: RUNX family transcription factor 1
Biological process (GO): regulation of transcription by RNA polymerase II; chondrocyte differentiation; regulation of cell differentiation
Cellular component (GO): nucleus
Molecular function (GO): RNA polymerase II cis-regulatory region sequence-specific DNA binding; ATP binding; DNA-binding transcription factor activity, RNA polymerase II-specific
Source: RefSeq, a predicted model, not a curated record